UUGGCAUUGUAUAUCAUUGUAGUUUGUUUAUUUCAUAGAACUAGUUGUUUAUGAUCCCCUUUUGAAGUUAAAAAAUGCAGUAGAAGAGUGUUUAGAACCAGUUGCUUUAUUCAUUGAAUUUUUAUAGAAUCAGGUGUUUAUUAUAAAACGGUUUUUUCGGUUGAACUGGUGAACAAAUGAACUAGUGAACCAGUAACUAGAGUGGUUCAAUGACCGGUCCGGUUUUCUGAACCUUGGUUUUAAAAAAUUUCAAUGGGAUGAACGUGAUCUUUUGUGAUUACUGUCAAAACUAAUAACUGGUUCCGAAAUUGAGAUUUGUUGUUGUACUGUUGUUGCUUGUUGCAGAUUUUUUUCCCUUUCAUGCUAAUUAUGCUGCUGAUUUUGUUCCAAUUUUCAACUCCAUAUUUUUUCAGUCCUCUAAAUUUUGUUAUUAUGCAUUGAGAUUUUUUUGUUGAUGUACUGUAUAAUAGAUGCAAAAAGUUUCAUUACCAAAGUGACAAUUGGUGUGCUACAUCUUCAAGUACUGUUCAAAUGUAAAAAUUCUGAGUUUAAAAUUUCAAUUCUUAAACGACAAAGUGUUAGUUUUUCUAAGAGUGUUAAAUUUUUUAGGUUAAAAUUGUUAAUUUUGAGUUAAUAAUAAUUAGGUGCAUUUUUGGAAAAUUAUUUGAUACUCAUGGGAAUAUCAGGGUCUACACAACAUUGGAAUCUUCAUUCCCGGACAUACUUUGCAAGAUUUCUGUGAAAGUUAAUCCACCUAUCACCAAACUAUUCCCAUCACUUCUCUUUUCCAAAUUUCUUCAAAACACAUACACAUCCACCUCUCCCAUCACUGCUACUACCCCCUUUUUGCCUCUGCCUCUCUCGUAUGUAUCGUCAACCGUAGUAACAAAUGCUGGGACUCUCAUAUGGAGAAAUACUUCUGUUGAUUGGAGUCACUGCUGCUGUAAUUGGCCCAAAAGAUUUGCCAAUCAUAGCCAGAACAGCUGGGAGGCUAGCUGGUCGCGCUGUUGGAUAUGUACAAUUGGCUCGCGGCCAAUUUGACAGCGUUAUGCAGCAAACCCAAGCUCGCCAGGUUCACAAGGAACUGCAGGACACAAUGGCACAGCUCGAUGCUAUUCGUCAUGAAAUUAGAAGUAUAUCACUCAUAAAUCCCGGCCCUAUGACCCGCGGGCUUGUGGAUAAUCCUGACCAGACAUCUAUUCCAAAUGGCACCAAAAAAACCGAAGACGUUGGAGAGGAUAAGUCCAUACCCCCUGCUACCACUAACUCAACACCCACUGUUAUCAAGGAUUCACCUUUGUUGGCCUCAUCAAAUUCAUGCAACAUGCAAAGUCAAGCAUCGACAUAUGCCCGAUUGGCAGAGUCUGCUAUCAUCAGGAACAGUUUAGCUGCAAGUAGUACUGAACCCCAGAAGAUUAAACCUGAACUGCAGCAUACUGUCUUGCCAAUUUCCGCUGAAAGCGCUGGACUCUUACCAAAUCGUAGCGCUGAUGUGAAAGGAUCCGACAUAGUUCUAGAAGCAAUCGUGGAGGCAGAAGUAGCUCACAAUGCCAAGGAAUUCUUUUCACAACCCCAAAAUCAAACAUGAUUGAUAUCGUAUGGUAAUGUUACAUUUCACCUUUCUAAUAUCUUCAACGUUAGUUGUUUGUUCUUUGUAGCAUUUGUAAUUGAUUUACUUGUAAAUAAAAAAUCGUAUGUAAUCCAGUAGAUUUCAUUUACCAACAUGAGGUAGAUCAGGUUGAUCGAGUGACACGCUAGUGUUUCUUUUUUUGGGUUUUGUUUUUCUCCCAGUGGCUUCAAUUAAGAAUGGAAAAAAGUUGUGUUAGCAGAGAUAGUUGGUCUCAAGUAGGAUUAGUCGGUUUUCUGACAUUUGGUUUGCAUUUUUAUUUUUAAUUUUUUCAUAAUUUUGUGAAGGAAAAAAAAAGGUUGAAAUCAAUGGUGUUCAUUCUUUGCAUUCUUAUUGUAGCUGUCCCUUCGAUUAUUUUUUAAUGCACAACCACCAAUGGAGUACACAACGAGUAAGAUGAACAAGAAUAUAACAUUGAUUAUAGUUACUAGUUACUACCUUCCAAUCUUUCUUAAAGAUCUUCUAUUAAUCCAACCUUAGCAUAGAAUAUUUGGAUCAUUACUCCAAGCAUCACAGUCAGAAUUGCUAUAAGUUGUAUUAGUUGCCUUGAUCCAAACAUUAGAACCUACAUUCAUCCGAUGACUUACAACAUGACUAAAAAAUGACAGUCCGGUGUACAAGUAUCCUCCAUUAACGUAGGAUACGAGAAAUGACCGCAUUCAAAAGGUAUAAUGUAUGCAGUCUAACCUGAUAAUUAUAUUGGUAGUUGUUUUCAUUGUUUGAAUUCGUGACUUUAAGGUCAUACGGAGAUAACUUAACUGUUGUUCUAGUUCCAGGUUUUUCCUUUAACUUACAACAUGACCAAAAACAUAAAAAUUCAAAAUUAGUUAAAUAGCAAUGUUCAACCUAUUCAUUUGUUAUAUAUAUAUAAUUAACGGCUACUGUAUCAU
Molecule: messenger RNA, 2517 nt
Organism: Arachis stenosperma
Lineage: Eukaryota; Viridiplantae; Streptophyta; Magnoliopsida; Fabales; Fabaceae
Exons: 7
Coding region: 890-1588 (232 amino acids)
Source: RefSeq, a predicted model, not a curated record